Messenger RNA from Carassius auratus (goldfish), 1564 nucleotides. RefSeq lists its product as uncharacterized. Lineage: Eukaryota; Metazoa; Chordata; Actinopteri; Cypriniformes; Cyprinidae. The transcript has 13 exons. The coding region runs from base 124 to 1440 and encodes 438 amino acids. The record is from RefSeq and is a predicted model, not a curated record.
ACUUGCUACUUUUAUUUUGGGUAACUGAAUCAUGCAUAUGAACAACUGAAAUGUAAUAAGAAUCGUUACACUUUAUGGGGCUUUAGGUUGUUCCAGCUAAAAUAAAACAACAACAAAAAGAACAUGUACCUGAUAGUGGAGUUCGUCGGAGAAGGGAGUACCGGUCCUGUAGCAAAGUCCUGGUACUCAGAUGGCCACUCAUGGGCCUACAAAGACUUGGACCGGUUACUAAAGAGCGUCAGGUUGAUGGAGGCACCACAGCCAGAUAAGGGUUGGACCAAGCAUCAGGCCAGAAUUCUACAUGAGUCGGCAUCAUUUGACAACAUUUCCAAAAAAUGGAAAAGGGCAUGCUACACUUCUGACAUCUCAGAAUCUGAAAAUUCUAUAAAAAGAAUUCACAAAAAGAAAACAUUCUCAUCAGAUGAUGAGCUUCAUGAAACCCCCAACAAAAAAGUUAAAAUGAAUAGAGACAAAAAUCCACCUACACCAAAAAUCCAGCCCGCACCAAAAGUCCCGCCUGCACCAAAACCUCCAGCACCUCUAAAAUACAUCAAGACAAAAGGUCCUGUUGUACGACCUCUGCUUACAACAAGCAAAGCAGUGAACUCUUUCAGCAAUUCAUUUGUUAAUCACCACCAAAGAGCCAUGGAGAAGCCAGAGCAGGCCCGUUUUGAGACUUUCCCCAGCUGUCAAGCUCCAGAUGUUCCCAUGAGCUUCUCCCAGGCAGAUGAGCCACAAGAUCAUUGGGGUGAACACUCACCUGACAUUCAAGACCGCCAGCUGGAAACUUGGGAAGAACACCCAUCUAUCACUCAAGCUGUUCCAGUGAGCUUGUCCAAUGAAAAUGAGCAAGAAGAUGCUUGGGGUGAACACCCAUCUAACUUUCAAGAGAACACAAUCUCUGAACAAAGAUCCUCAAGUACUCACCAGCCAAGAACAAAUAGUGCUUCUGGUGUGAGACGAUGGAGCUGCAUCACUAAUCAAUGUACACCUGUUGAGAGGACAAUUCUGGAGGCACUUAAUGAACUGGACAUGAAGAUCAAUCAUCUGACUUCAGCAAACAACCGUUCCAGUGCUCCAGUGGUGGACAGCGAGGAUGAUGUCUUCCCUCUCACAACCAUGGAGGAACUAGACAAACUGGAAAGAAAAUUAUCAGAGAAAGCAAUGAUGCAAAAGAUGGUGAACAGGUUAUCCAUCAGUGGAGGACACACACUGAAGAAAACAAUAUGGAGAAUAUGCUCCAAGGUGUUUGGUCCUGUAGCCAAACAACUAAACUGGUGUGGAAGGGGAGAAAAGCGAGGGAUCAGGAAAACAAACAUAGGAGCACUCCUAAUAGGAGCAGCUAUGAAGAAUCCCGUGCUUCCGUCGCCAACUGAAGCAGAGGCUGAAAAACACAUUAAGGAUUAUCUCCGCUUGGCCCCAGGGAGAAUGCCUUGUUAGUCAACUUGAUUUUUUGUUGUUUGUUUGGUUGGUUCAGGAUUAAAAUAAUAAUAAUAAUAAUAAUAACAUAAACGACUGCUUAUUUUCAUUCACUGUUAAUAAAAGGAUACAAAUCAUUCAACAG